Molecule: messenger RNA, 1704 nt
Organism: Suillus subalutaceus
Lineage: Eukaryota; Fungi; Basidiomycota; Agaricomycetes; Boletales; Suillaceae
Exons: 10
Coding region: 1-1704 (567 amino acids)
Molecular function (GO): protein binding
Source: RefSeq, a predicted model, not a curated record
AUGGGCUGGGUGAGAGAUUCGCCGUCUCUAUUCCAGGCGAUGAGUUCUCCACCAUUAUCACCGCUUGCUAUGAAUUUCCCGUCCUUUGAUACUGCAACACUUCGUACGCUGAAGCGAUGCCCCUUCAUUGUCUUCAAUGCAACACCAUUUUCUAAGUCCCACAGACGAAGCAUCCUGUCCCACGAGGCCGUCACCAUACGGCACAUGUCCAUCCCUUCAUUCAAUUCCACCACCUACUCCACCUACUCCAUCCUGGACGCACGGUCAGAGAAUCGAUACCACUCCUGCGGAUUCACAUUCACUGUGUGUCCCGUCCAUUUCGCGAUAACUUUGCCUGUGUCCAUGUCCCACAGCCUCACUCCGCCAUCCGAACUUCCGCUAACCGCUUUCUUCCCGUCCGGAGACAACGCUAUCGUCCACACUCCGCUACCCCCCGUCCGCCAGUCCUUUCCUAUCUGUUUCCCACUCUUCAAGUUCCACAUCGGCAGCGAGCCGUCGGAUGAACAAGUCAUCAUUCGUUGUCCGUCCAGUGGUGUUAUCGCGGAACCCUCCUGCGUCUUAACGAUGGGUGGAGACAACGAUGGGUGGAGACAUGAUUCUCAGUUUUCAACUACCGAACACGCUGAGCGUUUAGGUCAAGUCGGAGUCGAGUACACUGGAAGUUCGAGAUGUUACCCAACUGAUAACUGCUACGCAUUGUACGGCAUCGGUUCUCCUGUCUUCCCACAAGACGUGUUUCAGAAUUUCCUCAACCGCACCUCUAGCAUCAAUAUCAUCGCUCCCUAUCUCAACCCCACCAGCUAUGCGCAAGCCAGUGGGCUGCCCAUGAUUAUGAUGGAGACAAACUCAGCAUCCUGUGGUGGCUUACCUGGGAUUAGUGAUACCUUUGGCGCGACUCUAUGGGCACUCGAUUAUGGCCUUCAGAUGGCUUAUAGCAACUUCUCAGGUGCAAUGAUGCACGUUGGUGGACAAGAUGUGUACUACAAUCCUUUCACUCCACCUCCUCUGCAAGCCAACACCGAUAACAUGUUUACUCCUGCCUACGCAAUCUACGAAAAUGGUGCCCCCGUGCGGGAAGUACAACAUUAUGUGGGCAGGCCAGACCUUUGGCGGAACCUUCCAUCAUCCAAUACAUGUCAAGUGACUGUCCCUGCCCCUGGCGCCGCACUUGUCUUCCUCUCCUCCAACGCAUAUGCAGAGUCAGGGAACCCCUCGACCCAGACAUUCUCUACCACGGCGGUCACGAAGACAGUGAACACAGCGAGGAUUGACCCGAGUGUGCUGGCAACCUCGAAUGGGAUGUCAGGAGCCACAUGGGAGCUUGGGAGUACGAGCAAGGGGAACACUGGUGCCAGCCUGAGGAAUUCACUUUCAGUUGUUUCUAUUGUCGGACAGCCACUCAAACACACCGUACGUGUUUGCUGCAUCACCAUUUCUCCCAACGGAGAACAGCUCACCAAGAACACACUUUCUGCAGCAUUCGGGAUGGAUUACUUAUACUUUGCGCGUCACAGUAAGGUGAAGUUGGGCCUAAAGCUCUAUGCGGAGGCCCUUUCGGACGCGGAAAAGGUCAUUGAGCUCAACCCUUCGUCUUAUCUCGGGUACGAACUAAAGCACGCAGCGCUUCAUGGAGCACAUCGCCAUUAUGAUGCAUUCGAAGCCUUAACAAUCAUGCUCUCCAAGUUGAAUGAUACACUCGACUAA